GGGUUCAUACAUAAACCACUUGGACACUUAAGGGAGAGAAAUUCCUAGCGAUUGUCCACAAUUCAUCCGAUAACACCAAUCUACGUGUUCACUGCCACGAUGAACAACGACGACAACGACAGCAAGCCUCCAGAAAAGAAACGGCCAAAGAACCGCUUCCAGUGCGACAUCUGCUCGAAAGUCUUCCGUGGCAACGUCGAGCUCAGCCGCCACAAGGACAUUCACCUGGACCCUCGGAAUCGGCCCACCUUUCGGUGCGAAUUCUGCCCGGCCUCAUACAAAACCCCCGCUGGUCUCAAAUACCACCUCAACAAACACUCCCAAGUCGAGCCCACCCAACUUCCAUGUCCGGACUGUGGAAAAGUUUUCCGCAGCAUCGAGGGACGCAAGAUCCACAUGACGAUAAGCCACGGCGCCGAUGGGCCGACCUUCCGGUGCCGGGAGUGUCCAAUGGUCUUUGCGCGACGCUUUCACCUCAAGCUGCACAUGGCCACGCACGGUGCCGGAAGACACGUUUGCGCGUUGUGCGGCAAGUCGUUUGCCUGGCUCAAGGACCUUCGGCAUCACGAAACUAAAUGCUCGAAGCAGAAGAAGCAGCAGCAGUCCCACGCGAACCGUGGUCAUCACUGCGAGACAUGCGGCCAAGGAUUUGAAACGGAACGGUGGCUGAAGAAGCACGUGGCGAGUCACGAACGCGGCGGAAGCGGUAAAUCCGAACCGGACGGACAGCGAAAAGUACGGCAGCGCAGAAGUAAAAACGAUGUCUUCAUUGGGUUGGACCACCUGGUGGAAGCUUUCGUCACUGUCGAUCCCGAACCGGAACCGGAACCAGCGCAAGAAGGCGACGACGAAGAUCGCAAGAACAAGCAGUGCCAGCACUGUCCGAUGAAGUACAUCAACGUGAAGGCACUGCGCAACCACGAACGGAGGAAGCACUGGGAGUUGCUGGGCGUCGAGCGGGCCCCCGAGACGCGGGGACGUCCGAAGAAGGUUAAGUUAAGGAGGCGGAAGAAGGCGGCAGGACCGCCGAAUAAGCAAAAGAGGAGAAUCGCUCCGAUCGAAUUCGUGGAUGUUGGAGAGGGGGUAGAUCAAGCGGAACAGUAAAAAGACGUUCGAGUUGCCGUAGACGGUCUCGAACUGGAAGUUUUCGACGAAGGAGAAGUUCGAAUUCGAAGUGAUAUGGAGAACUCUAUGAGCCAUUUGUAGUUAUGGUUGCUACAAAUGUGAACGAGAUAAGCUUAAAGACUAGUGAGCGAUCAGAUUUUUUUGACUUUUUUCAUUCCUCUUGUACCUUUGAUUUAAAAUAAAGUAUGACUCUAUAACAGAACCCAAUGUUUAUUAAAUUGUCUAUCAGGGGUGCCCAACCUUUUGGCCCUACGGGCCAGAUCUGAUUUUUCUGAAGCAGUGGCGGGCCGAAAUUAACAUUUGAUAAAAGUUGAAAAAGUAAACACAUUUUUUCAAUUUUCUUAUGAUUGGGUUCUUUUAAAGCAAAUACAUAAAAGAACUAGUGUUGCAAAUAUGAUUCAUAUACCUUGAUUUUAAAAAUGAAAACAAAGAUAACAUUCAAAAAUGUGUUUAAUUGACUUAUUUUAAUUUUUGCUUGUUUAAAAUUGUAUAGAUAUUGUUUUUGACGAUUGCAAUUAAAUACCUCGAUAUAUUUUUUU
Culex pipiens pallens (northern house mosquito) is the source of this 1664-nucleotide messenger RNA. RefSeq names its product zinc finger protein 224-like. The coding region runs from base 100 to 1104 and encodes 334 amino acids. NCBI's taxonomy places the organism in Eukaryota, Metazoa, Arthropoda, Insecta, Diptera, Culicidae. Gene Ontology annotation, cellular component: nucleus. The record is from RefSeq and is a predicted model, not a curated record. Gene Ontology annotation, biological process: regulation of transcription by RNA polymerase II. The transcript has 2 exons. Gene Ontology annotation, molecular function: DNA-binding transcription factor activity, RNA polymerase II-specific; RNA polymerase II transcription regulatory region sequence-specific DNA binding.